Molecule: messenger RNA, 4669 nt
Organism: Diabrotica balteata
Lineage: Eukaryota; Metazoa; Arthropoda; Insecta; Coleoptera; Chrysomelidae
Source: the annotation of a GenBank genome assembly
UCUAUCUCUACCUGCUUUUGCUUAGUCCACUCCGCGUGUAGCUGUGAUUUGGAUCGACAUAGAACAGAUGAAAAGUUUCUCCAGCCGUGGCGUGUCAGUUUGUUUCGUUUCAUUCGUCUCGUAAGUAGGAAUUGUACACUGUUGGCAACACGGCAUAGAAUUCGUUUCGUAGGUACGUUCACCUUUUAGAAAAUAGGUAUUAAACUAGAAUUACCUAAAUAAUUAAAUGUGGAAAUAAUUGACAUCAUCCUAAGUGCUAAACAGUGCUAAAGGGAUUACCUAACCUCGGUUUAAAUGACAGAAAGAUAUCCGUAUCUUCCAACAGCAUGACAUUUUAAAUGGACAGUAAUGGAGAAUAACGAAUACCCAACGGACCAAAAUAAAGAGAGACGAAAUUCAAAUACGGAGUAUAUGUCUACAAAAUGCCGAAUAACGAAGCCAGAACCACCAAAACCUGCCACGAAUCCAUUGCAAUUUAUAAAAGUAGCGCCUUGUCCUCUUUUCCAAAAAGCCCACGAACAAAUAAAAAAAGUAGAGGAAAUAAAAAGAGAAGAAAAAGAAAUGAGAACAGAAAUUGAAGAUUGGCAAACGAAUCUUGACAACUGGAAGAGUAGCAGAAGAAAAAGGCAAGAACACAUCAUAGAACGAGUAGUAGAAGUAAAAAAACUUACAGAACAAGAAGAAAGUGAAAAAAGCAGAAGAAAAAGUAAAACAUUUAAUGAAAUGAUGGAAGAAAGGAGUAGGGGCAGACAUAAAUUUAAUAUUCCUUUAUACGAAGACGAUUCAAAUGAUUUAAGCGAUUAUGGAAUUGGAAGCAGCAGCUCGAAAACGAAUAGCAUUAAAGAUGUUGAUACAGACGAUAGUAGCAGUAUACUGGACGAAAAAGACAAUCACACAUUCGAUUUAUCUAGUACUAAAGGAAAUUCCAGUACCUCAAACCAAAGUCAAAGUGAAGAUGAAACCAACACCACCAAAAAUGAACCCAUAUCUGUAAAUAAAAACAAUACGUUUACAAAAACAUACACGAGUACCUUGUCUACUAGCCUAAGUUCCAAUAAAAGUAAACCUGUUCCCUUAAGUAAGCCUUCCAUAUUUGAAACUAAUUCAUAUCAAGAACCUAAAGAAAAGCAAUAUACUUACGAAGGAGCUAUUCAAGAUUACCGGUCGAGAAUCCAAACGAUCAAUUCAGAAGAUUCUAGCAGAUAUAAGCCUAAAGAGCAAACUGAUGUAUUUCUUCCUAAAGGAGAAAUAUUUAAGAGAAAGGGAUUGUUUGAGAGCAAUAUAGAAAUUAGUCAAUUAGAGACUCCUUCUUCUAGAAGAUUAUCAGAAGACUUCGUUAAUACUAGAAGCAUUAAAGACAGACUGAAGAGCUUUGAACAAAUCAACGAUCAAUAUCCAAAAACUGUAGAUAAAAGUGAAAUACAAGUCUCCGUAAGACAAAGGCUUCAAUCAUUGAACAAAUCCAAUGAGACUGAUUCUACAAACAACAACCUCACCCGAACAAAUAUCAAUAAAAUAUAUUUAUUGAAUAAAUCAAAUAGCUCUAAUUCCUUCGAAUCCAAGAAAUCUUGGAACAGUGACGACAGAUGCUUUAGCCCUGAAACCGAACUGUAUGUUAACAAACUGAAUAUGUUCAACAGGGAUUUAGAUAAUCUUAUGAUUAACAAAUCUCUGGACGAAAGUUAUGCGCCCUCUAUAUCUUCUACCGAGUUAACUUGCAUUUCUUCUGACAGGGAAGAUAGUGGUAUUCACACAGGUGAUGUAUCCUGCUCUGUCAGUCAAGCGGAUGAAUCGGUAGAUGUAGAAAUAGCUUCCAACAUAAAUGAAAGACUGAACGAAGAUACUCAAUUUGAGAAGGAUCUCGCUCAAUUUCAAGCUGAUAUGGAAAAACUUAAACCUGUAGAUAAAAAUGAAAAUUGUUUUAAUCAAAACAAGGAAAUUACACAAGGUAGUGAUAUCAUUCUUAUGCCUAUUACUAAAGAAAUUAUUAAUACUACAAUCGAAUUUCUAGAAACGUGUAGACAAGAUUCCUCAGAUAAUUUAACACCGCAAGAACCAAUUAACAAAAAUAAAGUAAUACCCUUACCAGUAAACAAACCAAAGCCUGUAAUAUACGAAAACGUCGAUGUUAAAAAUUUAGGACCUGCAUUGGAUUUCAUUACGAGUGAUUUCGUUUUGGAUGCUUCCUUCUCCGAUUUCAACCCUCCUCAUAUAGAACCUCCCAAAGUCAAACCUCCUCCUCCUCCUCCACUAGAAAAACCAGUGCAUGAUUCGGUAAAACGCGCAAAUUCAACAAAAAGAAUAAAGAAAGAACUUGAUAUUAAAAGAUCAAGUUUUCUUGGACUAGAUGAACCCAAUAACGAUGAAGAUAUCUCUUUGGAGAAACCACCAGACUUGAGCAAGUAUUUUCCAAAUAUGCAGAAGCUUGACACAAGUAUUGGGAAAAAAUUUCCAGAGGGGGUACUAAGUAAAGUCGAAAGUCAGGAUUCUGGUUUGGAUUUGGAUAAGGGAAGGUUAUCUAGUGAUACGUGGUGUAGCAGUGUUGGUGAUUCUGGUACACCUAGUCACGAAAGGCAAGUUAGUGAGCAAACAAACAGUAUUACCUCAGAAGAAGAUGAAAUAACCAAAAAGGAAAGGGAAAUAAUAGAGCUGGUAGAAAAAGAAGAACAAUAUCGAGAUAUCGUAGAUUACUUAAAUAAAGAACCUGUAAAUAAAGGCUUUAAUUCAGAAAAAGAUUCUGCUUAUGAACCAUCCCUUGGCAGUGAACAGUUUGAUAGUCCUUGUUUUAAUACACAACACUCAGAUUUCUUAGACCAAGACUCAGAAGUACUGAAAGUUGAACAAGAACUUCGCCAGCUGGAACUGGAAGAACUGGAAAGACAACGCGAAAACAUGUUAUUUCGAGAGAGCAGAGCAAAAGCACAUCUUCACAACAGACACUCCUUAGAAAAUCUAGCAGACAAAAUGUAUCCAUGUUACUUAUACGAGAACCAUAUUGACUGUCGAAAAUCGAUGCCUGAAUUAGCUAUUCAAAACGCUUCUCUCGAUUAUGGACGUGCCCCACCGACAAACCAUAGCUGUGCAUACGAAAAUAUUAGAGAUUUGGAAAUGAGAGGAUAUGUCCAACCUAAAGUGCUCGUUGAUGGUAACCUAGGUAUACCAGUCGACAACAGGAAAUCAAUGCCAGACCUUCAGCAAGUCUAUAAGAAGUCCAGUCCAGAGCACCAGCGUCCCCUAGUCAAGCAAAGCACACGAAUUCCUCUAGAACAUAGAAAAUCUAUGCCUGAAUUACAGUUAGAUAUGAAUUCUUUGACUUUUAAAACCCCAAAACCCUCCGCAAUUCCGCCCAAGCCUUUGAGAGCUAAAGAUUGGGCUAUAUAUGACCAACAAAGUUCUCAACCGGUUUCCAAACAAUUAGGUGUUUUGCACAGACGUGACAAGUGGCACCAUUCUAAAUCAAAUAGUGAGGGUAGGAAUUACAACCAACAUUGGCUUAUUCAGGAAGCAGAACUGAGAAGGAUAUCUGAUCAACAGAAAAAUUUAGUAACUGCUAGACAUCCAACAAGACAACGUAACCCAACUAGAAUAACUAACGAAAUGGCACAGCCGUCCGUACAAAGGUCUGAACCAAUUUACAAGGACGAUUACAUACAGAACACAUUCAGAAACCAUCCUCAAUCGGUAAAUCACGCACUACCCACCGUGGCCUACUCACCACCAGCUAUGCCUAAGGAGUCCCAGGAUCGGAUUUUGAGUGUUAGUGGAAAAAAGAAAUGUUCAUAUUGUGGAAAUGAACUAGGAAGAGGCGCUGCCAUGAUAGUCGAGAGCCUGGGUCUUUUCUAUCACAUGGACUGCUUUAAGUGCUGUGUGUGCCACGUUAAAUUAGGCGACGGCAUGAUGGGAACUGACGUAAAAGUUCGCAAUCAAAAGUUACACUGCCACAACUGUUACUCCAGCGAUGAUGGUGUCAAAUUCAGUUGUGUUUAAUGUAUAUAAUUAAAGAUUUUUGUUAUAUGUAUAAUUUAUAUACGGUAAUUUGUUUUGUAUAUUAGUCAUAUCGGUUGAAUUGUAAUUAAAAUUUAUAUAGUUAAAUCACUUAAUGUUGAAAAGACUUUGAUAGUAUUAUGGUCAUUUGCAGACAUGGAGGUUUUAUAAAAAUUAUUUAUAAAUAUAUUGUUAAUAUUAUAUAUUAAUGUGUAAAUACCUGGAGCGUACAUUUGAAAAUUUGUCAUUUUGAUGACCAGCAGUGCCAAAACAAUUUUGUCUUCAUAAAUUUGAUUGUUGACUGUAUUUUAUUAUAAAGUUUCGAGAUAUAAAAUACCUUUUAAGCAAAAUGACCUUAAAACUGUCAUCCAUUGGAACUUGCACAGGUGCCAAAUAAAACAUAACGCACGCCGCCCUAUGGAAAUGCAUCAUUUAUUUUUAUUUCUUCACUCAAAUAAAGUUACUUAUUGUGUUUAGAACCAUGUUUGUAAGGAUGGGUAUAUUUUUUAUUUUAUUAUUAAUUUGGCUACGAAAUUUCAAAAAAUCAUUCAUUUUGACGGUUGAAUCGCAAUUUGAGUGUAUAAAACAUGUCAUUCCUGUUUGUUAAUUUAACUUAAUAUAUAUUAGUAAACUUCUUCUAAACCGGCACGCUUGAUAAUCCGGGUUGUAAAGGCUAAUGUGAAAA